ACACACACUAGACUUUCGUCUUCAACUUCAACCGCCGUCGGCAGGCAGGCUUGUAAUCCUUCCCUCCUCGGCAUUCCUGAGCCAGCCACCGUAUUCGAACUCCGGCAAACGCUGGAAGGUAUGCUCUUUCUUGAAGAAAGGAACCUUUUUUUUGCCAUCUGGGUUUUUUUUUGUUCUUCCUGGUAUUGUGUUUAUAUACUCGAGUUGGUUAGUUCUCCGUUGUUGUCGUAGUUUGAGCAGGUUUUUAUCGAAUAAAAUUGAAUAUGUUUGUUGGGAAAUUUCAGCUUCUCUCAUCCUGAAACUACUCCAGCUCUCAUCUUUUCAGUGACCAUUAGCACUGAUGUGUAGCUAUAUGUCUGAGAUACAAUUGCUUCCUUCUUCUAUAUCAACCCUUUCCGUUGUUCUUCUUGUUCAACUUGGAAUCGUUAGUUACGUGACUUACGUCAUCUCCGAAUGGCUAUUAAUUUUGUGCGUUGUGGUGAUCAGAGUUGCUUGGCAAGAAAUGACGGUGGAGAAAUUGCAGAUGCCAAGAGUUCAAUUCCAUAUCUGAAGCUUCAGUCAUGAGAAAUCAAAAGCAAUCCCUCCAAUGCUUGCACGGAAACUUCCCUGCCAUCUCUUCUUCAACCGGUACAGCGUUUCAUAUAUUCGUGGUUAUUCAGGCUAUCACUUAGCUAGAGGUUACUUGAACUCUCAUAUAAACUCCUUUCUCUCCAACCAAACCCCUGCUACUCUGCAGCAUCUUCUGCAAUCCCAUGCUCUCAUUAUCACCACAGGAAAUGCAGGGAAUGUAUUUGUAUCAUCAAAGCUCAUCGCUUUCUAUGCAGCUUUCAACCAAACCCGUUGCUCCAGACAAAUUUUUGAGCUGGUCGACGAGAAGGACACAUUUCUUUGGAACUCCAUUAUCCACUCUCACUUCUCGAAUGGUAAUUAUGCUGUGGCAUUCGACUUUUAUAUCCGGAUGCGGUUGCAUAAUCCAUCACCCAGUCAGUUCACUAUUCCCAUGGUUGUUUCCUCCUGUGCUGAGCUUCAGUGGCUGAAGGAGGCGAAAACUGCACAUGGUUUAGUGGUGAAGUCUGGCCUUUUCAUGGGGAACUCAGCAGUCUGGUCAUCUUUUGUAUACAUGUACGCAAAGUGUGGGGUCAUGGAUGAUGCAUCUCUUGUGUUCAACGAAAUUUCUGAAAGAGAUGUAGUGUCAUGGACUGCUCUUAUAAUAGGCUAUGUACAGAAUGGUCAGAGUGAAAGGGGUCUAGAGUGUAUCCGUGAGAUGCAUGGGAAUGAUCUCGAUGGAGAGAGAAUGAAUUUUAGGACACUUGAAGGAGGAUUUCAAGCCUGUGGGAAUUUGGGUGCUUUGAUUGAAGGUAAGUGUUUACAGGGUUUUGCUGUGAAAACUGGACUUUGGUGUUCGCAAGUUAUUCAGUCUUCCCUUUUGUCAAUGUAUUCCAAGCUUGGAAGCGUCGAAGAAGCUCUCGAUUCUUUCUCCGAAGUGUUCAAUAAGGACCUCUUCUCAUCGACAUCAAUUAUAGGAAUUCAUGCUAGGCUAGGACUUAUGAAUGAUUGCAUGUCCUUGUUUUGGGAUAUGCUAGCUGCUGGCUUGCAUCCAGAUGGGAUUGUUAUGAGUUGCAUGCUUCUGGGUUUUGGUAAUUCAUCGAGUGUGACUGAAGGAAAAGCUUUUCAUUGUACUAUCAUAAGGAGAAACUUUGCCCUAGAUCAGAUUGUCACUGAUGCAUUGCUAUCUAUGUACUGCAAGUUGGGACAUAUAAGACCAGCAGAGAAGCUCUUUCAUAGGCUAAACAAACAGAAUACUGAGUCUUUAAACUCCAUGGUUUGUGGUUAUGCCAAGGCGGGAAGGGAAGACAAGUGCAUAGACCUUUUCAGAGAGAUGCAAAAACUGGGCUGCAAACCAGAUCCCAACACAUUGGUCUCUGUAAUCUCUGUGUGUUCACAGAUGGGAGCAACUGCCACCUUUUGCCGCUCCUUACACUGUUAUAGUAUAAAGAAUUUCAUGGAAGACGAUAACUCGGUUGUCAAUUCAAUCAUUGACAUGUAUGGAAAGGAUGGUAAGUUAACCAUUGCAGAAAGGAUUUUUCGUGGGUCUCAAAAAGAUGUUGUCUCUUGGAACACAAUGAUCGCAGUAUACUGUCAUGGCAAGUGUUUUGUGGAGGCAAUUGCAUUGUUUGAGGAAAUGGUACAGCAAAAUGUUAACCCUAACUCUGCCACAUUUGCAACGGUGCUCUCUGCUUGCUCUCAUCUUGCUGACCUUCAGAAAGGGGAAAUGGUUCACCGUUUGAUUAAGACCGAUGAGCAAAAUGUAUCUCUUGCAACUGCAUUAGUCGACAUGUAUGCCAAAUGCGGUCGACUCAACAAAUCAAGAGAAAUAUUCAACUCAAUGAAAGUCAAAGAUUCCAUUUCCUGGAAUGUUAUGAUAUCAGGGUACGCAAUGCAUGGAGAUGCAAUAUCUGCAAUCGAGAUAUUCGAGGAAAUGGAGGAGCAGUCGAAUAUCAAGCCAAAUUCCCUAACGUUCCUGUCUCUCCUUUCAGCUUGUGCACACUCGGGUCUUGUUGAGGAAGGGAAGCACCUAUUCUGGAAAAUGAAACAGCAUUCUGUGAGGCCAAAUCUUAAGCAUUAUGCAUGCCUUGUGGACCUUCUUGGAAGAUCAGGCGGUUUACUUGAGGCUGAAGAGUUGGUUUUGUCAAUGCCCAUUUGUCCUGAUGGUGGCGUCUGGGGUGCUUUGUUAGGAGCUUGUAAGAUUCAUAACGACGCCAUAACAGGGAUAAGGAUAGCAAAGCAAGCGAUUAAGACGGAUCCGAAAAACGAUGGAUACUAUAUAGUAUUGUCUGAUAUGUAUAGCUCCAUUGGAAAGUGGAAGGAGUCGGAACGAGCAAGAGAGAUGAUGAAGGAACAGGGUAUAGAGAAGACUACUGGAUGGAGCUUUGUGUAAGCUUUUCGACCAAGAAAGAAGGUCUACUGCCAAAGUUGGCUUGAAUUACAAUUAUCUUAUUGCAGCAUAGGAUUCCUGAAGUACUUCUCUUGUACAUAAAGAGUAAAAGCUAGA
Messenger RNA from Linum trigynum, 3052 nucleotides. The record is from the annotation of a GenBank genome assembly. NCBI's taxonomy places the organism in Eukaryota, Viridiplantae, Streptophyta, Magnoliopsida, Malpighiales, Linaceae.